AUGCGAGCACAGGUGUUAGAGGCGUUCAACACGCCUUACCAAUUCAAAGAUAUCCCGCUCCCGCACAAUCCAACUGGUCAAGAUAUCCUGGUCAAGGUCGGAGCGGCAUCGUACUGCCACACCGAUGCGGUCUUUGCGUCGGGUGCCAUGUGGCAAGACCUGCCUCGGGUAGGAUCGCACGAGUUUGCAGGCACAAUCGUCGCUCUGGGCCCGGAUGUUUCACCAAAGUUGAAUCUCAAAGUCGGCAUGCCAGUUGGCGUCCCCGGUCGAGCGUUUCAUCCUUGCGGAUCGUGCUACGAAUGCCUCAACAACGACGGCGACCCGGAAAAGUACGGGGUAUGGUGCCCUAAGGCUGGCAACCUCGGUCUCUCGGCCAACGGCGGCUUUCAAGAAUAUUGCAUUGCAGAUUCUCGCCAGAUAGCCCCCAUGCCGGAGGGUAUGACGGCCGUUGAUACCGCUCCCCUUAUGUGCGCAGGUCUGACCAUCUGGAACGCACUGGAAAGGGCGGGAGUGAAGAUGGAGACAGGGGGUGGGAAAGGGCUCACGAUUGGCAUAUCCGGUGCUGGUGGUGGCCUCGGACACCUGGGGGUACAGUUCGCCGUCAAGCUUGGAUGCAAGGUCGUAGCCAUUGAGGCAUCUGAUCCGGCAUUGGCGCUUCUGAAGGACGUCGUCAAGGAUUUAGGACCGUCAGGGGACUGCGUUACCAUUGUUGACGCCAGGAAGCAACCUGCCGAGGAUGCUCGUGUGUCAAUUUUUGGAUCUCCUGAUCCCAGCCUGGAAGGUGAGAAGGGCGUCGACGGCGUCCUUAUUCUCCCCGAAUCUCAGAAGGCCUUCGAGUACGGGAUGAAGCUGGUCAAAAAUCACGGCAUAUGCGUGACCGUCAGCUUCCCCAAGGAAGGCUUUCAUAUGCAACCACGAGACCUUGUCUUCCGCCACAUCUCCAUAACCGGAGUCCUAGUCGGUCGGAACCGGCAGCUCAGAGCUAUGUUGAACUUUGCAGCAAAGGAGGGCGUGAGGGCGAGGGUGACCACGUACAAGUUGGAGCAAUUGAACGAACUGGUGGAGGACUACCAUAAGGGUGCAAGCGGAAAGCUGGUUGUGGACAUGUCCAAGUGA
Molecule: messenger RNA, 1116 nt
Organism: Fonsecaea multimorphosa CBS 102226
Lineage: Eukaryota; Fungi; Ascomycota; Eurotiomycetes; Chaetothyriales; Herpotrichiellaceae
Exons: 1
Coding region: 1-1116 (371 amino acids)
Molecular function (GO): oxidoreductase activity
Source: RefSeq, a predicted model, not a curated record